Messenger RNA from Brachypodium distachyon (stiff brome), 2210 nucleotides. Its product is annotated as DNA-directed primase/polymerase protein. Gene Ontology annotation, biological process: error-prone translesion synthesis; replication fork processing; response to UV. The transcript is spliced from 14 exons. The record is from RefSeq and is a predicted model, not a curated record. The coding region runs from base 140 to 1960 and encodes 606 amino acids. NCBI's taxonomy places the organism in Eukaryota, Viridiplantae, Streptophyta, Magnoliopsida, Poales, Poaceae. Gene Ontology annotation, cellular component: mitochondrial matrix; nucleus. Gene Ontology annotation, molecular function: DNA-directed DNA polymerase activity; chromatin binding.
AGUCUCCGCCUUGGCAUUUCACGCUAACCAGAAACCAUUUUCCCGCUCACGAGAAUUUCUGACUAGCGAAUCCCCCAAAACCGCAAAACCCUAGAUAGGAAGUAGACCAAGAACAGCGGAGUUUGAAUCGAUUUUUCCGAUGGGGGCUUCGAAGGACGACGUCGACCGCCUCUUUGCUUGCUUCAAAUGCGGCAUCUCCCCUCCCCAGUCAGCGUUCAGGGAGAGACCCAGUCGGCAGGGCAAGAAGUUACGGGUGGCGUCUGCGGCGGAGAGCGAUGGCGGCGGGAGCUCCUCUUCUGCUCCCACACGGGAUGCUGGGGAAAAGCAUACAGAGCCAUACUCGGCGGCAAUGAAAUUUAGAAGCAGGAAGCAGAUGUCUCCAAUUGUGUUUUAUGGUUCUCCACAAGGUGUUCCAGUGAAAAAGCCGAGGAGUCUCUUGAGGCUGCUACGUGAAAUUCGCAUUGAUCUCAACAAGCAAACCGAUUUGAUCUCCAGGGAUGUUGUUUGGGCUACAUUUCCUAGGCAAGAGGAGGCAAUAAGAUUCUCGAAGGAACAUGCACACACCAAUGUCUUCAGCUACCAAGAUCAUUUGAGUGGGCAAAGAAGAUUCCUUGUAUCCACGUACAAUGAGUUCUGGAGAAGGUACAAUAAUAUGGAUCCUCAAAUUCGUCAUCACUAUGAAGUUAUCCUGGAGGGUUCACCUUGCCACAUUUACUUUGAUCUUGAGUUCAAUGCAAAAUUGAACAAGAAGAGAGAUGCAGAUGAAAUGGUGGAUAUACUGGUUGCUGCCACAUUCAGUGCCUUGCAUGACAAAUAUUCCAUCGAAGGACAAGAAGAAUGGAUCAUAGAAUUAGACUCAUCUAAUGAAGAAAAGUUUUCACGCCAUUUGAUCAUCCGUAUACCAAAGACAGCAUUCAAGGACAACUCCCAUGUUGGUGCAUUUAUCUCUGAGAUCUGUUCGCGGAUUGCAGCUCAGCGUGCAGCCAAUCCCAACCUUGAUAAACUGUAUAUUAGAAAAGAUAGCAGCUGUGCAGAAUCUGUUGAUCAGCUCUUUAUGGACACCGCUGUAUACUCUCGGAAUCGUUGUUUCCGUUUAGCCUUCUCAUCAAAGUCUGGGAAAAAGUCAUUUCUUGUGGCUACUGGACGUUUCAAAUGUCAGAACAUGAAUAACAAGGAGCUCUUUAUGGAGUCACUUAUUUGCAGGUUAGAUGAUGACUGUGAUAAACUUUUGAUCUGCAAACUUGAUUUGGAUUGCAAAAAGGCAUUGCAUUUUGACUCUGAAGCCAGCAUAACACGAAUUGAACGAAGAACCUGCAAGGAUGCCAUUGGUACAUACCGAAGUGAUUUUCCUCAUGCAUAUACUUAUGGGAGAUCUCCUUUUCCAGCUCUGGAUGGCUUUAUUGAAUCUAUAGCUUCAUUCGGAAAUGUCUCAGGAAAAAUUCGAUCCUGGUACUGGUUUUCAGAAUAUGGUUUAAUGAUUUAUAGCAUGUCAAAGAGUAGAUACUGUGAACAUAUUGGAAGAGAGCAUAAGAGCAAUCAUGUUAUGUACAUUGUUGAUUUCCAAAGAGCUGCAUAUUAUCAGAAGUGUUACGACCCUGAUUGUCGAGAUUAUCGUUCUCCAUUGCGGGCUGUACCCUUGGAUGUCAUUCCUGAGCUCAGCUCCAUAGCUGAUUCGGCCCAGAGAGAAUAUCAGGGAAAAGUUGUAGAAGUCAAUAUUGAAGGCAGUAGCAGGAAUGAGUUUCUGUCUGAUGGUAAUUCCGUUGUGGAGAACGGCGAGGAGGAUCCUAGUUGGUGGGAAGAAGCAGUGAUUUAUGCUGACAGUGUUGAGAAUGCCGAUCAUGCUCCAGGCCUUUGUAACUUGGAGGAUGACUGUGACGACGCUGACUGGUGGAUGGAUGCGGAAAGAUUUAUGGUGCAGAUGGAGAGCGAGAGUCAAAUAGAAUCACAGAGCAAUGCAUAGCUAACGUUCCUCAGCCACUGUUACUCUACACGUUCAUGCUACAUGUAACUCUGUAGCUGCCCAGCCGCAACACUGCAUAGGUUUCGUAAAUAUUGAUGCGGUUUUGUAAUAAACCCUAGCCACUAACAUGAAGAGUAAAUUACAAAAAACCAUCACAUUAGUGGCUAAGGUUUCACGUAGAUACCGGUUCACGUUUUGGUGACAAAACCACCAGAUUUCAUUAACCACCGACGGUUAAACACGUUUUUAA